UUGCUCAUAAAAAAGAAGAAGAGCUUUUCACGAAUAAAAAGGUCCAGGAAAGCGAAGGAAGAAAGUAAUACAUGGGCCCAACCCAACUGCCCCAAUCCUAGUAGUAGUGAAGUGAGAAGGCUCAUCUCCAACAAUUGCGUAUGAGAGAGAGAGAGAGUGUGUGUGGUGAAUGGAAACGUCUUCUUCCGCCUGCUAACUCUAUAACCGCCUACUAGUCUCAUCACAUCAGUCUAGGAUCUCCAUCAUCUCCUUCAUCUCCUCUCCUCCAACCAAUUUGUUUAAUUUCAGUUACAAUUACAUUACAUACCAGUCAGUCAGUCAGUUUAGUUUCUCACUCAAUUAUUUUGUCAAUUUUCUUUUUGUAUAUUAUUUUAUUAUUAUAAACUCCAACAAGGCUGUAUAUCCUUGAAUCUUGAAUGAAUGUUGAUGGUGUCUUCCCUUCUGCCUUUGACCAAAUAGAUAGACAAAGCAAAGACAUCUGCUCUGCUCGUAUUUUUACUUGGAAAGACAACAACGAAGAAGAAAAGAGAUCAGAUAUCAGAAGAGAUGGGUGCGACUAAGGCAGCUGUUGGAGACACUGUGCUCACCUUCUUGUGGAUUUCCUGCGCAUCGACGCUUGGACUAGCCACCAGCUUCAUCGCAAAUGCCGUUGGGGUUCAGGACCUUUCAUGGCCGCCUCUCUUCAUCACCACCGCCCUUGUCUUCGUCCUUGUAUUUGUCUUCACCUUCCUCGGAGACGCCUUGGGUGGGGCCAGCUUCAACCCCACUGGCACUGCCUCCUUUUACGCCGCCGGCCUUGGCGCCGACACCCUCUUCUCCAUGGCCCUCCGCUUCCCUGCUCAGGCUUUGGGUGCUGUGGGUGGAGUACUAGCCAUUAACGAGGUCAUGCCACAGCAGUACAAGCACAUGCUUGGAGGGCCUUCAUUAAAAGUUGACGUGCAUACUGGAGCUAUCGCUGAGGGGGUAUUGACUUUCGUAAUCUCCUUUCUUGUCCUUGUAAUCAUACUCAAGGGUCCUCGUAGCCCAGUUUUGAAGAUGUUGCUACUUUCUGUGGUCACUGUCACAUUGGUUGUUGCCGGUUCUGUCUAUACCGGCCCUUCCAUGAAUCCAGCCAAUGCAUUUGGUUGGGCAUAUCUAAACAAUUGGCACAACACAUGGGAGCAGUUUUAUGUUUAUUGGAUUUGCCCCUUCAUAGGAGCAAUAUUGGCUGGGUGGAUCUUCCGUGCUGUCUUUCCCCCCCUACCUGCCAAAGGCAAAAAGAAGAAGGCCAAGAAGGCCUGAAGAGAAGAGGCGAGGCGGGUAGCUUCUUUCUGGUCAUUUUCAUCCGAAGAUAAGGAGGACCUUAGGGUUGGUAAACCUGUCUUCAAAUUGUGGAUCAAAUAAAAUGACUGUCUAGUCAAGUUGUGUUUUGGCGUUGGCAUUCUUUAUGCGCCUGCUGGCAAUGAAUUUCAGCAUGUUCAACUAGAGAGCAUUGAUAAUAGCUGGGUUAAAUGGCAGGCUUUGCCAUCCGUUCAUUAGAUAUUUCUCCCUUCCAGCUCUGUUUUCUGCCAUCCUUUUUUUUCUUCCAGAUUUUCCGCCAU
Molecule: messenger RNA, 1580 nt
Organism: Prunus avium (sweet cherry)
Lineage: Eukaryota; Viridiplantae; Streptophyta; Magnoliopsida; Rosales; Rosaceae
Gene: SIP1A
Product: small and basic intrinsic protein 1A
Biological process (GO): transmembrane transport
Cellular component (GO): membrane
Molecular function (GO): water channel activity
Source: RefSeq, a predicted model, not a curated record